AUAUAUACUCCUAAUAAAGAUUUAUGAACCAAAACAUUUGAUCUUGAGUUGGCAAGAAUCCACACAUUUACUUCAUAUAUGAUUCCACCAAUCUCACCUAUUUAUAGUCCCUCCAACAACUCCCAGAUCCUUGCGCCUCCUCUUCCUCCACCUCCUCCACCUCGGCUUUCGCAAUGGCGACGCCACUCGGGUGCUCCACCACCAUCCUAACCCCACUCCUCAACUCCUCCGGCGCAGCAGACUACAUCUGCCAGCAACUCACCACCAACACCGCCUUAACAACCGAUGCAACCACCGCAAUCAACGCCGUUUACCUACUUUUCUCAGCCUACCUAGUCUUCUCCAUGCAACUCGGCUUCGCCAUGCUUUGCGCUGGCUCAGUCCGCGCUAAAAACACCAUGAACAUCCUCCUCACCAACGUCCUCGACGCCGCUACCGGUGCUCUUUUCUUCUACCUCUUCGGUUUCGCCUUCGCUUUCGGCUCCCCAUCAAACCCUUUCAUAGGAAGCCGCUUCUUUGCGCUAACGUCAAUGCCAGAUUUUCACCAAUCCUAUGAUUACAACUACUUUCUUUUUCAGUACUGCUUCGCUAUCGCUGCAGCCGGGAUCACUUCCGGCUCGAUAGCGGAGCGUACUCAGUUCGUAUCCUACUUGGCCUACUCGAGCCUACUAACGGGGUUCGUGUACCCCGUUGUGGCGCAUUGGUUUUGGUCUAAUGACGGGUGGGGGAGCGCCUUCAUAACGUCGGAGAAGCUCUUGUUUGGGACGGGGGUUAUCGACUUUGCCGGGUCAGGAGUAGUGCACUUGGUGGGAGCCGUGGCCGGGUUUUGGGGGGCGUUUAUUGAAGGUCCGAGGAUUGGGAGGUUUGAUCAUAAAGGUAAAGGGGUGCCCCUUAAAGGACAUAAUGCUUCAUUGGUUGUGUUAGGGACUUUUUUGUUGUGGUUCGGGUGGUACGGGUUUAACCCGGGUUCGUUUUUGACCAUUGCAAAGGCGUACGGCGAAAGCGGGGCGGUGUAUGGGCAGUGGAGUGCCGUGGGGAGGACUGCUGUUACUACUACUCUUGCGGGUGCAACGGCUGCCCUCACUACUUUGUUUGGAAAAAGGAUACUAGUAGGACAUUGGAACGUAACCGACGUAUGCAACGGCCUACUCGGAGGAUUCACCGCCAUAACAGGUGGAUGUGCAGUGGUAGACCCAUGGGCAGCCUGCAUAUGUGGGGUGGUUGCAGCCAUAGUCCUAAUAACAUGCAACAUCCUAGCAGAAAAAUUCAACUACGACGAUCCCUUAGAAGCCCUACAACUCCACGGAGGGUGUGGUACAUGGGGCAUAAUCUUCACAGCCUUGUUUGCCAAGAAAGAGUACCUCCAAGAAGUGUAUCCGGCGCGCCCUGCCACCUCCUACGGCCUCCUAAUGGGCGGUGGGGGGCGGCUCUUGGCGGCCCAUGUUGUACAAAUCUUGACCAUAUGUGCAUGGGUUAGUGUAACAAUGGGAAGUCUGUUUUUUGUGUUGCAUAAGUUGAGAUUGUUGAGGAUUACGUCGGAAGAUGAGAUGAAUGGAAUGGAUCUUACAAGUCAUGGUGGAUUUGCUUAUAAUGAAGAUUUUGAUGAGAAGACUAAAAAAUGGUCUUCUUAUAUGGGUGGUGAUGAUCCUCCUGGUGUACAAUUCCAAGCUUGAUGAAUUAUAUGAUCUUGGAAGAAAUACUUUGAUUUGAUUUAUCAUGUCCAAUGUUUUUAUAGUUUUAAUUUAGUUGGGUGGUCUUCGUAAAAAAAAAAGAAAAAAAAAAAAUUGUUGGGUGAUCAUGAAAAUUUAUUUAAUUAGGGGUUGGAUUGAAACAUAUUACAAUGGAUUUCUUAGUAUUUGAUUUUAGUUUGUGUACGUUAAAUGACAUGUAUAGGAUGAAGCUCAUUUUUUAUAGUACAACAUACUACCUUCAAUUCAUUAUAAUUGCAGUCAUUUACGGAGUAUAUAUAUUACAAUAUGAUUUGUUGUAGGAAAUUUUGACUUUAACCACCAUGAAAAAACCACUUAUUAACUUUUACCACCUUCAUUUAAAAAAAAAAAAAAAAAAAAAAAAAAAAAAA
Molecule: messenger RNA, 2080 nt
Organism: Chenopodium quinoa (quinoa)
Lineage: Eukaryota; Viridiplantae; Streptophyta; Magnoliopsida; Caryophyllales; Amaranthaceae
Product: ammonium transporter 1 member 1-like
Exons: 2
Coding region: 174-1673 (499 amino acids)
Biological process (GO): ammonium homeostasis; ammonium transmembrane transport
Cellular component (GO): membrane
Molecular function (GO): ammonium channel activity
Source: RefSeq, a predicted model, not a curated record